AUGAAGCAGUCUUUCAUAUCAGCGCUCGAUGUCAUCCCGGCCUCUAAAGUGGAAUUGAGGUUCAAAAGAAAUGAAGCAUAUCUCCAGAACAUAGCUUAUAAUACCGUCCCCAUGAUAAUCCAUGGGAAUGGCCAAAGUAAAGUAAUUCUGAACGCUCUUGGAAAUUAUCUCGCUAGAGCGUGGAGUCCGGAGGAGGGAUGUCUGAACUGCCGUGACGCCAUCACAGAACUUCCUAAUGACCAUCAGCAAACAUAUCCGCCUAUACUCAUCGCAAUAUUCAUCGAUAGACCUACGCCUUUCCUUGAGGAAUUGUUCGAAAAAAUCUACCAACAAGUUUACCCAAAGUCUAAACUGCAUCUCUUCAUUCAUAAUAGUGAACCUUACCACGAUUCUGUUGUUCAGAAAUUUAUUGACAAUGGUGGAAGUGAAUACAAAAGUAUAAAGAUUAUCAAUUUUAAUGAUCAUAUUGGUUUCUCUGCUGGUAAAACUCUUGCCAUGCAAUAUUGUUUGUCGAAGGACUGUUCUGGUUACUUCUCGGUGGAUUCUGUGGCCCAUUUAGAUAACACAUAUACACUCAAACUUCUAGUGGAACAGCAAAGGGGUAUCGUUGGACCUCUUCUAGUCCGAGAAGAACAGACUUGGAGUAAUUUCUGGGGAGCUGUCGCUGAUAAUGGAUACUAUGCUCGAAGUACUGAUUACAUGGAUAUUAUUCAGAAUAAAAGACGUAAGGCCUCGAAAGUUGGAACCUCUGGCAAUGCAUUUGUUCUUCACAAUACUGGCAUGAGCUCUGAAGUUGAGGUUGUAGUCUACUUCAACACCCAGGUAUCUAGUGUGAGGGGCUGGGAGGAUUUGGGUGUUUUGGAGAGUGAUAUGGGAGUUGGAUUUUUGAGGGUUUAG
Molecule: messenger RNA, 897 nt
Organism: Diachasma alloeum
Lineage: Eukaryota; Metazoa; Arthropoda; Insecta; Hymenoptera; Braconidae
Product: procollagen-lysine,2-oxoglutarate 5-dioxygenase 1-like
Exons: 4
Coding region: 1-897 (298 amino acids)
Biological process (GO): peptidyl-lysine hydroxylation
Cellular component (GO): endoplasmic reticulum
Molecular function (GO): procollagen-lysine 5-dioxygenase activity
Source: RefSeq, a predicted model, not a curated record